AUGACGCCUCCACCCGCAGGCACCGGCGCAGCGCAACAGCCGUUCGACCCACGCAGCCUCUACUCGUCAUCCUCGCCAUCUAGCACCAACACCAAGCCAGCCGCAACCGCCACUGCCACCAAUACUCCAUCCUCGUCUUCCUCUACUACCGCUGCUGCAUCCGCAUCUGCAUCCAAUGGCGCUUCAAUUGCAAUUAAGCGCGAACCCAGCACCGCAGACGAUGCGGACAGCUCUCCCGGCGCUGCUACAGGCUCGGCGAAAAAGAAACCAUCCAAACGCAGAAAGGUCAACCUGGCAUGCAUAUACUGUCGACGUUCGCACAUGACGUGCGAUGAAGGAAGGCCUUGCCAGAGGUGCAUCAAGCGCGAUAUUGGGCAUUUGUGUCACGAUGAGGCUACGCCUGCCAAGGCGAGUCACGACGGUCAGAAGGAGGAGGCGAGCAGCAGCGCUUCGGCGGGCACGCCAUCCAAGCCGACCAAGGCCCAGGCGGCGACAUCGGCACUCAAGGUGAAGGCGACUACUAGUGCAUCGCCGACCGAUGCGCCUUCUUCUUCGUCCGCGGCAGUCGCUGCUCAGCAGCCGACUUCGAUUUCAGCAGAAACAGCGGACACUUCUUCAAUAACAACGACUGAGAAUUUCUUCCCGACAUUAGGACUUGCGGGCACGGCGGCCAAUGCAAACAACACCACCGUGUUCGGCAGCUCCUCUUCCGGUCCAUAUUCGUCAGUCUCGCCCAUGUCGUCGCUCAACCAGGCCAAUGCCGGCAACGCCAAUGCCGCCGAGUUCAACACCGCCAGCAUGUUCAAACCUCAAGCAGGCGGCACGAGCAUGCAGCCAUCCGCUUCUUCCUCCAGCAACGGAGGUGCUGGUGGCGCCAUGACGGCUGCAGGUAUGCUUUCUCUCGCGGCUCUCUUCAACGGCAACGUCAAUGACCCUAACAAUGCCGGCAUUGCAACCAAUGCCACCAAUAGCGGCGCGCUGGGUCUGAAUCAACAGCAGGGAGGCACUGGUGGCGGCGAGAUGGCUGGGCUCGGUGGCGCAGGUUGGCUGGGGCUCGGCGGUGGGCCCGGAGGAUACGAAGGUGGGGGCAGCGGAUUCGGUGGUGACUCGGCGGGCGGUAACGAAUUCACGCUGCUGAGCGAGUUCCUCGAGAGCCUGGACGGGCCAGGGUUUGGAGCCGGUGCCACGCCUGGUAUGACCGGCACCUCUGCACUGGCGGGCACCGGCUCAGGCUCUGGAUUCACGCCAUCGCAGAGUCGGCGGAAUACCAUCUCCGGCUUGACUUCCAUGAAUAGCGGUGGUGGUGCCGGAGCGCUCGAAGGGUUGACCGCUUUGACUCCGAUCCAAAACAACAAUGCGGCAGGAGAGGGGAGUCGAGCGAGCGUGCCCGCUUUUUUGGCGACAGGUGCCGGUUCGAUCUACAGUUCGGGUCCGGCGACCGCUGCUGGCGGAGCCAACAGUUUUGCGACUGGGUUGGGGAAUGGUGGCAACAGCGGUAACGGUAACAGCGGUGUGGAGAAUGGGACGGGGAAGAGGUCGCGGCGGUCGUCGUUUUCCGCUACACUCACUGGCGGUGGCGGUGGCGGUGGUGGCGGUAGCGGUAGCGGUGUAGGGUCUGGUGCCGGUGCAACUGCAUCUUCGUCCGGUGCCGCGUCCGGAUCGUACCUGCCCUCGUUGCAGGGCGGAUCUAGCAAGACGGAGCGGUUCUUCCUCACCGCUGCCGACCAGAAGGACGGAACACGAGACGAGCGGCUCGCACGUGUCAUCCAGGCCAAAUACGAAGCGGGUCUGCUCCGCCCCUACAACCACGUCAACGGCUAUGCGCGGCUGAACCGGUGGAUGGAGCGCAACGUCUCGGCGGCAAGCAAGCGACGCAUCCUCAAGCCGCUGUCGGUCUUCCGCCCUGCGUUCCGAGCGGUGGCGCAGUCGCUGACCAACAUCGACCUCGUCUUUAUCGAGGAGGCCUUCGAACGGUUGCUGCUCGACUACGACCGCGUGUUCAGCACGCAGGGCAUUCCCGCGUGCCUGUGGCGCCGGACGGGGGAGAUCUACAAGGGCAACAAGGAGUUUGCCGAGCUGGUCGGCGUGCCCAUCGAGAGUUUGCGCGAAGGCAGGCUGUGCAUCUACGAGCUGAUGGCCGAGGAGAGCGCGGUCAACUACUGGGAGAAGUACGGCGCGGUGAGUUUCGAUCCGGGCCAGAAGGCCGUGUUGACGAGCUGCGUAUUGAGGACGAAGAACAAGGCGAUUGUGGCGACGGGGGGCAAGGGUGGGGAAGUGGCCGGGCGGAAGAGUGGCGCGGCGAGCGGGCAGGCGACGCCGAAGGACGAGGAGGGCAAGGACGCGGCUGGUGCGACUGCGGGGGUGGUGGCCGCAGGUACGGGCGCGACGAGCACCAGCGGGGUACUGAGGGAUCCUAAUAACCCCAAGGCGGCGUUCAUCCAUUGCUGCUUUUCGUUUACUAUCCGGCGCGAUCAGUGGAACAUCCCGCACAUGAUCGUGGGCAAUUUCUUGCCGACGAAUCCGCCGUAG
This is a messenger RNA of Sporisorium graminicola, 2529 nucleotides long. RefSeq lists its product as uncharacterized. Gene Ontology annotation, molecular function: DNA-binding transcription factor activity, RNA polymerase II-specific; RNA polymerase II transcription regulatory region sequence-specific DNA binding; zinc ion binding. Gene Ontology annotation, biological process: regulation of DNA-templated transcription. The coding region runs from base 1 to 2529 and encodes 842 amino acids. The record is from RefSeq and is a predicted model, not a curated record. Gene Ontology annotation, cellular component: nucleus. Lineage: Eukaryota; Fungi; Basidiomycota; Ustilaginomycetes; Ustilaginales; Ustilaginaceae. The transcript has a single exon.